GCUAUCCCACUGCUGGGAAUAUAUCCAAAGGAAUGGAAAUCAUAAUUCUACUCUUACUAUAUGUCAGUUGACAUGAGCAAGAAUCCAUAUGAAUGUGAAGAAAGUCAGAUUUUCUCCAAUAAGUCUAAAGUCAAGAAACAUGACAGAAUUCACAUUGUUGAGAAACCCUUUGACUAUAACACACGUGGAAAAGUCUUUCACCAGAACUCAAACUUCAGCAAGCAUAAGAGAAUUUAUAAGGAAUGUGAAAAAGGUUUUAACCAAAAGUCACUCCUCAGCAUUCAUCAGAGAAUUCAUACAGGUGAGAAACCAUAUGAAUGUAGAGAAUGUGGGAAGGCUUUUAACUGAAAGUGGGCCCUCAGCAGGCAUCAGAGAAUUCACACAGGUGAGAAACCAUAUGAAUGUAAAGAAUGUGGAAAAGCUUUUAACCAAAAGUCACACCUCAGCAUUCAUCAGAGAAAUCACACAGGUGAGAAACCAUAUGAAUGUGAAAACUGUGGAGAAGCUUUUAACCAAAAGUCAACCCUCAAUAUGCAUCAGAGAAUUCACACAGGUGAGAAACCAUAUCAAUGUAAAGAAUGUGGAAAAGCUUUUAAACAAAAGUCAACCCUCAGCAGUCAUCAGAGAAUUCACACAGGUGAGAAAUCAUAUGAAUGUCAAAAAUGUGGAAAAGCUUUUACCCAAAAGUCACACCUCAGCAUGCAUCAGAGAAUUCACACAGGUGAGAAACCAUUUGAAUGUAAAGAAUGUGGAAAAGCUUUUAACUGAAAGUCACAC
Molecule: messenger RNA, 777 nt
Organism: Galeopterus variegatus (Sunda flying lemur)
Lineage: Eukaryota; Metazoa; Chordata; Mammalia; Dermoptera; Cynocephalidae
Product: zinc finger protein 519-like
Exons: 2
Biological process (GO): regulation of cytokine production; regulation of immune system process; negative regulation of transcription by RNA polymerase II
Source: RefSeq, a predicted model, not a curated record